GCACCGCUGGAUCGCUUCUCCGGGCUCCUAGUUUGCAUGCUUGGCAAGGAGGAUCUCAAGGUUGCACAUCCGCCUUGUUCGUCUCUUUGAAGGCUACAGGAUAGGAUCUGUGGCGUUCCUGCAUUCAUCAUCAGGGAAAACUUAGAAAAACAGAUUUUUGGAAGUUUCGACGGCAAAGAGCAAGGGUUCGUCAGCUGGUGCAGAAACCCGAUAACAAGAUGGGGAUCCUAGAGGGCCAAGGGUCCUUGCCGAAUCACAAUGUGGAGCUUCUGAAAUGCAUUCAGGAGCUGCAGGCGAAGAGGCUGGAGGUUUCCAAGCAGAUCAGUAGUGAGGAAGCUGAGAGGCAGAAGCUUCAACAGGACCUCGCUGUCCUCACGAGCCGCCUGUCACACAUUGACGCCUCGCUCCUCCGGAAGACUGCUGUGAGGGACGAGUAUGACAAGGUCAUCCGGGAGACAGAGGGAGCGUAUGAACAGAUUGUGCAGUCCUCGCAGACCCUCCUCACCAUCCUGAAGAAGGAGUGCAGCAACAUCAACAGGAAGCAGCAGGUGGCGCAAGUCGCGUGAUGACAGCGGUAUUUUGUAGCAAUCGCCAGGGAAUUUCCCAGGGGGGACUCCAACACAAGGCAGAUGUCCCAAGCAUGACUGGCUAUUUUUAGGAUGGUGCCAAGCGGAUGAGUUUAUAAUGCUUCUCACUGUCGUUACAGUCAGGGCCAUUGCUAGCCUGGUAGGAUAGCAUGUGUAUGUGUUACCCAAAAACUGUGUCUGUGCAGCGUUGCCUCCCUUUUUAUGUAUAGGCCUUCAGAUGGAUGAGACACCGACUUUCUUUUAGUCACAAUCAUGAUGGCAUGCCAGUCAGUGACUGCUGUGCAACCUUUGCGGAUUAGAAUGCCUUGAACUGAAUGAUAGCAUUGCGGUGAUUACGUUUUAGUGAAUCCACAGCU
This is a messenger RNA of Coccomyxa subellipsoidea C-169, 943 nucleotides long. RefSeq names its product deflagellation inducible protein. Bases 219 to 566 code for a protein of 115 amino acids. The transcript has 3 exons. Gene Ontology annotation, cellular component: centrosome; ciliary basal body. Lineage: Eukaryota; Viridiplantae; Chlorophyta; Trebouxiophyceae; Coccomyxaceae. The record is from RefSeq and is a predicted model, not a curated record.